AUGGGUAAAGAUGUUAAAGUUGAAGGAUCUCCGGGAAGUUCCAUGCAUGGAGUCACCGCCCAUGAAUCGACCCUUGCAUUUGCAACUACAUCGGAGGUUCCACGCGACACUACAACCAAGUUUGCCCUUCCGGUGGAUUCCGAGCACAAGGCUACGGUUUUCAGGAUAUAUUCGUUAGCGAAACCUCACAUGAGGACGUUCCAUCUGUCGUGGAUAUCGUUCUGCACUUGCUUCGUGUCGACCUUUGCGGCGGCCCCAUUGGUUCCCAUUAUCCGGGAGAAUCUAAACCUGAAGAAAGGGGACAUAGGAAAUGCGGGUGUGGCUUCAGUGUCGGGAAGCAUCUUCUCAAGGCUAGCGAUGGGUGCAAUAUGCGACCUCUUGGGGCCACGUUACGGUUGUGCGUUCCUCCUCAUGUUGUCGGCCCCAACGGUGUUUUGCAUGCCGCUAGUCUCGUCUGCAGCCGGGUACAUCACCGUUAGGUUCAUGAUCGGGUUCUGUCUAGCCACGUUCGUGUCGUGCCAGUACUGGAUGAGCACGAUGUUUAACAGCCAGAUCAUCGGUCUUGUGAACGGAACAGCCGCUGGGUGGGGGAACAUGGGAGGCGGGAUCACUCAACUCUUGAUGCCCAUCCUUUAUGAGAUCAUCAGGAAGUGCGGCUCAAGCCCUUUCAUGGCAUGGAGGAUUGCAUUCUUUAUCCCCGGAUGGCUUCAUAUUAUCAUGGGGAUUCUAGUCUUGACCCUCGGUCAGGACUUGCCCGAUGGUAACUUGAAAGAAGUGCAGGAUAAAGGAACUGUUGCCAAAGACAAAUUUAGCAAGGUGUUAUGGUAUGCUGUAACAAACUAUAGAACUUGGAUCUUUGUUCUACUCUACGGCUACUCCAUGGGUGUUGAAUUAUCAACUGACAAUGUUAUUGCCGAAUAUUUUUACGACAGGUUUGAUUUGAAUCUCCACACAGCCGGAAUCAUCGCUGCCACAUUUGGCAUGGCGAAUCUGUUGGCCCGACCCUUUGGAGGUUUCUCUUCUGACUUCAUGGCCCGUCAUUUCGGCAUGAGAGGUCGUCUUUGGACCUUAUGGAUUCUCCAAACUCUUGGUGGAGUUUUUUGCAUCCUGUUGGGCAAAUCAGACUCCUUACCCCUCGCUAUCACCAUGAUGAUCCUCUUCUCCGUUGGAGCACAAGCAGCAUGCGGUGCCACUUUUGGCAUUGUUCCCUUCAUCUCCCGUCGUUCACUUGGCGUGAUUUCUGGUAUGACUGGUGCCGGAGGGAAUUUUGGAUCGGGUUUAACCCAACUACUUUUCUUCACUAGCACCAAGUACUCAACUAGCACUGGAUUGGUUUACAUGGGGAUAAUGAUUGUGUGUUGCACGCUGCCGGUGACAUUGGUGCAUUUUCCUCAAUGGGGAAGCAUGUUUCUACCACGUAGCAAGGAUGUCACCAAGUAUAAUGAGGAACGCUAUUAUGAGGCAGAAUACAAUGAGGAUGAGAAGUCUGUUGGCAUGCACCACGGAAGCAUGAAGUUUGCCACAAGCAGUAAAACCGAGCAGGGACGUUUGUUCAAUCGUUCGGCUCCGACCAGGACUCCACCUAAUGCAGCUUAA
Messenger RNA from Impatiens glandulifera, 1596 nucleotides. Its product is annotated as high-affinity nitrate transporter 2.1-like. The transcript has 4 exons. Bases 1 to 1596 code for a protein of 531 amino acids. Lineage: Eukaryota; Viridiplantae; Streptophyta; Magnoliopsida; Ericales; Balsaminaceae. Gene Ontology annotation, biological process: cellular response to nitrate; nitrate transmembrane transport. Gene Ontology annotation, cellular component: plasma membrane; plant-type vacuole membrane. The record is from RefSeq and is a predicted model, not a curated record. Gene Ontology annotation, molecular function: nitrate transmembrane transporter activity.